Zingiber officinale is the source of this 1069-nucleotide messenger RNA. Its product is annotated as MACPF domain-containing protein At4g24290-like. The record is from RefSeq and is a predicted model, not a curated record. The transcript is spliced from 3 exons. Gene Ontology annotation, biological process: plant-type hypersensitive response; regulation of salicylic acid mediated signaling pathway. Gene Ontology annotation, cellular component: plasma membrane. The coding region runs from base 1 to 894 and encodes 297 amino acids. Lineage: Eukaryota; Viridiplantae; Streptophyta; Magnoliopsida; Zingiberales; Zingiberaceae.
AUGCCGCUUGGUUUUGGUUUUGGGACAGAGUUGGAACAGUAUGUUCCCUAUAAGCCGCCAAUAGAAGAACUUCAUCAAUUUUUGGACUUUCAGCUUCCAAGACAGUGGGCUCCUGUUUACUGUGAUCUUCAACUUGGUCCACAGCGGAGGAAGCAGAGCAGUGCAUCUCUUCAGUUUGCCUUCAUGGGCCCAAAGCUUUAUGUUAAUACCAGCGUGGUGGAUGUGGGGAAGAAGCCUGUGACUGGACUCCGGCUAUAUUUGGAAGGUAAAAGGAGUAACAGAUUAGCAAUCCAUCUGCAACAUCUUUGCUCUCGUCCACAAUUUUUUCAGCUUGGUGACAAUGCAAGUAACCACUUUUCUACCGAUUCUCAUGACCGAAAGUACUACGAGCCUGUUUCUUGGCAGCGCUUUUCUCAUGUCUGCACAGCUCCUGUUGAAGCUGAUGAUGAUCUUUCAAUUGUCACUGGGGCUCAGUUGCACGUAGAGUAUCAUGGUCUAAAGAAAGUCCUUUUCCUUGGCCUCCAGUUCUCGUCAGUUUCUAAUGCUGUGUUGGUCAAAGAUCCCGAGUGGGAAGGGUCUCCAAACUUGGUGCAAAAGUCUGGUCUCUUUUCAACACUCAUGAGCACUCAUUUCUCCAUGGCUAUCCAGAAACCUCCGCCAAGGCCAGCAGAUGUGAACAUCAACUCAGCGGUGUAUCCAGGCGGCCCACCAGUUCCAGUUCCUCCAAAGUUGCUCAAGUUUGUCGAUACAACUGAGAUGUCACGAGGCCCACAGGACAGCCCAGGGUAUUGGGUGGUCUCCGGUGCGAAGCUGCAUUUAGAGAGGGGCAAGAUCUCACUGAGGGCCAAGUAUUCGCUCCUGACAGCAAUUCUGCCAGAUGAAGAGUAUGAGUAACACGCGAAGGAAGCGAAGUUGCGAUAUAAUCAAGAAUUUGUUCAUUGAAUUUCUGUCCUGUGUUUUCAGCUCGAUGGCAUUGUUCUUUUAGCUAGUAUAUCAUACUUGUAAUUGCUUUAAAUAAUCACCACUAGUUGCCGAUGAAAAUGCCAUUGCACUGUUUCUGAUGUUCUCA